Colletotrichum destructivum is the source of this 2863-nucleotide messenger RNA. RefSeq lists its product as uncharacterized. The transcript has a single exon. The coding region runs from base 1092 to 2006 and encodes 304 amino acids. The record is from RefSeq and is a predicted model, not a curated record. Lineage: Eukaryota; Fungi; Ascomycota; Sordariomycetes; Glomerellales; Glomerellaceae.
GCCCUGGCCAACGCGCCCUCUUCUCUCUUUCCCUCUCUUCAACCUGUUCCACCCUCAAUAUUGGAAGAAGGACCCAUCCUUUACCUUUCGUUUCUAGUCCAUUAACACAUCAUCGCUCCCUUUGUGGUGUAUUUUUCUCUUCUUUCCCGUCCAUACGUCUCUCUCUCUCUCUCUCUCUCUCUCUCUCUCUCUCUCUCUCUCUCUCUCUCUCUGCCUCUCUGCCUCUCUCUGCCUGUCCCCCGAGAAACUGGAGACAAUUGAAAACAUUCUGUCGCGGGCUCGAACUUUUUGACACAACAGAAGCACCAAACACCACGCAGCUCUCUCUUCAAACACAUAGCGCGACACGUUGAACGUUCUUUCCCAGCUGGCUACUACUGCACUGAACCCGUACAUUAUCACACACGAACAACACUCGGAUCAACGUAGGUUGAUCUGUAUCACUCGGUCAUUUCAUCCACUCGACCCAGCUGCAUCAAAAUAUUUACUUUCCUUUGCAACUCGUACACAACCACUCUCUCGUCCGGAUUGACGCCGAAUCACUCACCGUAUAUCACAAAUUACCCAGGACUGGUCUCCUCUACCCUCCUAGUGUCGCACACACGGCAACACGGCGCAACUUGCCCAGGAUAACCCGUUAACCUAUCAUAUAAUCACUUGUCUGGCCUAAAUUCUCAACACCACCGUGGACAGACGAAAGCACAAGCACAUCUUGACGCCCGACCACCAAAUCCCUCUCGGCAGAUCCUUUCAUCGACCGCGCCUCUAUUUCACUGUUUCGGCAUUACUUCCCUGUCGUCCACUUGACUGCCACUGUCUUGCAGCACAAGGUCCACCUCACCUGCCGAUAAAGGUCACAGGUCCAAUCACGAGUGCAGUCUACAGCACUUUUUAUCACCACCAUCUGCUGCUCUCCGCAUCCCGUCACCGCACAUCAGGCUCUCGCUCCCGGAUCAGGCACUUGCUCUCCACAGCCCGAUUCAAGCUUGCUUAUCUACUUCUUCCCUCAAGCAAAGCCUGCCCGGCCUUUAGCUUAAGUCAGUAUCUCAGCCAAGUUAAGAGUCUACUCGGUGUUCUCGUCAACCGCCAGCAUGUCGUCUCUCUCAAGAGCCUUUACCACCCGUCGGGUCAAGAACAGCAUCGAUCUCUCCGACGCCGCGCGGGGAAAGGAGCGCAGCAAUGUUAUGCAACGAAGCAAGACUACUAAAGGCCAACCCGUCAUCAGGCACAAGAUCUCUGCGCCCAUGGAGCUCGUUCACACCACCAACAUGCUUUCCUACAACGCUCCCGAUAUCCGACCCCGAACUGGAACCGACGCAUCCAGCAACUCGUCGAGGAAGUCAUCGGAGGAGGAUUCGGAAAGCGCCAAGUCAGCCGCGUCUUCUCCCCCAACCAGCCCCGAUGUUUCGCCUCACGAGCUGUCCAAGGAAUCGAACCACCUGUCCUGCUUCUUCGUCGCCCCCAGUUCUGCCAUGAACCCUUCCGCGAUCCCCGAGGUCCCCGCCGUCCCCACUAUCCCAAAGCGCGCGCCCUCGCACACGAAGCAGGCUUCAUAUGACGCCGUCGCCCGUCAGCGUUCCCUCUCCCAAUUGUCCAAAGCCUCGGAUAAAACAGUUUCCUCCAAGGCCAGCAUGACAUUCUCCUCGCGGGCGUCCUCUGGUUCCAGCGCCGCCUCGACCAUGUCUCAUAACUCGGUCGCCCCCGCGCUCAAGGCUCCCGUGCCGCCGAUGCCCACUUCCGCAUUCCAGCAACAGCAACAAUCGAGACAGGACAAGAUGUCUGCCGAGUCGCACCCCUUUGGCCGCGAACUAGCCCAGGUCACGGAAAUCGCCGAGGAGUUUGGCAUCAAGGACGAUGUCAUGUACGAAGAGGAGCGCGCUCUCAAGGCCGAGGGUCUCUGCAAGUUUGCCGCAGAAGAUUAUCUUGUCGAGGUUCAAAGCCUCUUCGCCAGCUUCUUCACCGACAGCCACACACCCCAACGCUCGAUGGCUACCGCAUGGAUCUGAUGCAUCUGCACCAUCCCGCGCCGCCUGCUCAGUGCGCGAAAUUCGAGACUCUUCUUUGUACAUAAUCGGAAGGAGGCAUCCUUUUCAACCGGACCACGACCUCGACCUUUUUUUUUUUUAAGGGAAGAUGAUGAAAAUGAGACUUUGGUUGGCUCAGAGCACAACUUCACCUGGACCAUGGCGCGGAAGGAUCUCUCGCCUAUGGAAGGGCAUGGCUCUGUUUGAGGGACUUCAUGCCCAGCUACUACAUACGGGAUAAUUGGCGUUUCAGUGUAUAUACCUUUGAAUGACGUAUGGAUAUCCCGUCCCCUUUAGCCACCUGCUGCGGAGGCACCUACAGUAUUGCUACUGGCAAUAACAAAACAAAGCUAUUUGCUAGCCUGUGCUUAUUUUUUGCUCUGAGUGUAAUUUUGUUUAGAGGUAGUUCGGUCAUAUGGUCCGUGAUGGUUGACCCAGAGUUCUCGACCGCAUGAGACCAACCCGUGCGCUCUGCCUUAUUCCGUCGCAUUUGUGGUUAAACUUAAUUCGCACACCUACGUACACACGAACCUGCUCGUACAUUUCGUCCGAACAACAAGCAACUGCCUCGCAUGCAAACCCACAGGCUGGCGAGAAAACGGUUGGACUGACAAAACCGAGCCUAGAGGACGCACGGCCCGAGAUCUCAGGCGAGAGCAUGUAAUGAGCCGAUGAGCUCCCUGCCGCGCCCGAGGCUGAAAUCGAGUCUAGGGCUUUCCGAGUCGUUGGUAUCCGGUGACUGCGCCAACGCCUUCCUUUGUCCGAAUUAUUUCAAAUCUCCACAACCAGCAGGCGCUGUCGGCUCGCGGUAAUUCGAUACCGACGGCGCCAUCCCCGUU